Molecule: messenger RNA, 798 nt
Organism: Thermothelomyces thermophilus ATCC 42464
Lineage: Eukaryota; Fungi; Ascomycota; Sordariomycetes; Sordariales; Chaetomiaceae
Exons: 2
Coding region: 1-798 (265 amino acids)
Source: RefSeq, a predicted model, not a curated record
AUGUCUCCUGAUACCACUACUCCUCCGGAGACUCAGUCUCACGCAUUCGCUCCCCCCAUUGCCGAGGAUCAGGGCUCCCGAUUGUCUCACUCUACCUUCCCAACUUCUCUCUCACAGGGCGAGCAUCUCGCGUCCCUGGCCGGGCCUAUGAGGACACUCUCGACCAUGGACGAGGAGAGCUCCACCCGCUCUUCAAUCACGGCAGCACCGACUGAUAGCAGCACCACUCUUCCGGUCAAUGAACAAGACUACCGCCUCUACGGCUCGGAGCUCCGCCACAACUGUCUCGUCCCGGUCAAUGGACAAGAAGACUACGACGACGACGGCCACAGCACAAACAGCAACAACAACCGCCGCCGCUGCUACCGCCCCAGCUUCCUCGAAUGUCUCUCCUGGCGCCUCGGCGGGUGCCCUUCGCCGCUCCCGCGCGGCUGCACGCCGUCGCCCGCCCAGCUCGCCUACCAGGCACAGCCAAGGCGGCGGCGGAGGCGGAGGUGGCGGCGGCGGCGGAUGCUGCGGAAGCAGCGGCAGAUGCGGCGGACACCGCGGCGUUUGUACGAAGAAGAGAAGAAGAAGAAGAAGAAGAAGAAGAAGAAGAAGAAGAAGAAGAAGAAGAAGAAGAGGAAUGGAGGUGAUCGAUUGAACGAUCACGACGGGGGGGAUGGUGAUAUGGAGGAGGAUAGGUGGUGGGAGGUGUCCGGCGAGGCGAGCGACGCGGGGGGGGAGCCCCAAGGCGAGUAUGGCCGAGAAGGGAGCGAUGUGUUGAGGGUUCUUUUUGAGAAAACGAAAACAAGGUAA